This is a messenger RNA of Aedes albopictus (Asian tiger mosquito), 2179 nucleotides long. RefSeq lists its product as uncharacterized. Gene Ontology annotation, molecular function: nucleic acid binding. The record is from RefSeq and is a predicted model, not a curated record. Gene Ontology annotation, biological process: DNA integration. The transcript is spliced from 2 exons. NCBI's taxonomy places the organism in Eukaryota, Metazoa, Arthropoda, Insecta, Diptera, Culicidae. Bases 1017 to 2018 code for a protein of 333 amino acids.
UGUGACCUGGGCGACAUGAAGCCGACGCAUCUGUUGGCCCGGAUGCAGGAUUUGGCAGCUGGUCUAAAUGUGAACGACGGUCUAAUGAAGAUGCUGUUUUUGCAGCGGCUGCCAGCAAACGUCAAAACUGUGUUGACGAUCCACGACGGCACGCUAACCAAGCUGGCGGAGAUGGCAGAUAAGAUGGUGGAAUCUUCCUGCUCCCAUGUUGCAGCAAUGACGUCGCAACCAGCUGUCCCGUCUACGGAGGAACUUGCAGAGCAAAUCGCCUGUUUAACAGCAGAAAUUCGCAAGUUAAAAGCUGGAAAAAUCAGGAAUGAGAGAAGCCGAUCCUCGUCUCGCGCACGGCAACGAUUCAGUGACCGUAGUAUCGUGUGCUGGUACCACAAAAAGUACGGCGCUCAAGCUAAUCAGUGUCGCGAGCCGUGUGCGUUCGGAAAUUCGCCAAAAAACUAAACGCUAGCCCAUCUAGCACGGCGGAGGUGGGCUCAAACAAGGAAAGCCGUCGCUUAUGUGUUUUCGACAGAAUCAACAACAUCCGCUUCCUGAUCGACACCGGAUCGGACGUCUCAAUCCUUCCUGCUAACAGACGAGACCGAAACAAGUCACCGAUUCCGUUCGUAUUACACGCCGCCAACAGCACAAAUAUAAAAACAUUCGAUACCCGUUUCCUGUACGUGGACCUCGGACUACGCAGAAAAUAUGCCUGGAAUUUUCUCGUGGCUGACGUUACCACAGCCAUCAUCGGAGCCGAUUUCUUAUCCUAUUUUGGAUUGAUGGUCGACCUCAAGCACCGACGCAUCGUCGAUGGAACAACGAAUCUUAAAGCUGCAGGUGGUGUGGUGCAUUCACCUCUACAUGACGUUACCACGAUCAACUACGAUCAUCCGUUCCGGCAAUUACUUGCGGAAUUUCAGGUGAUCACUCGUCCUUCGACGCUGCGAGCGGAAGUUCGUCAUGACGUCACUCACCACAUCGUUACAAAAGGACCCCCCGUAGCUUGAAAAGCAAGAAGGAUGUCACCCGAUAAAUUGUCAAUUGCGAAGCAGGAGUUCCAGACGAUGAUGGAUCUAGGCAUCUGCCGCCGAUCACGUUCCAGUUGGGCGAGUCCACUACAUUGUGUUCCCAAAAAGUCUGGACAAUUACGCUUUGUGGGAGACUACCGGAAAUUAAACAGUGUGACUGUGCCGGACAGGUAUCCGGUCCCCCACAUACAUGACCUCCUCAACACUCUUCAUGAUCGAUAUACCAGAUGGCCCGAGGCGAUCCCUCUGGAGAAUAUGACGGCGAACACUGUAGCAAUGGCACUCUGCUCGCAAUGGAUCGCGCGUUUUGGCUGCCCUGAAUACAUUACAACAGAUCAGGGACGUCAAUUUGAGUCCGAGUUAUUCAGGGAGCUGACGAUUUUACUAGGAGCCAACCACACACGGACAACGGCGUACCACCCACAAGCAAACGGGAUGGUCGAACGUUUUCAUCGACAGCUAAAGGAGGCCAUCAUGUGCGUCGACGCCAAGAAGUGGUUUGUUCGACUUCCAUUAAUUCUGUUAGGUUUGCGAACCGCUGUUAAGGAAGAUAUGGAUUGCUCCCCCGCCGAGUUAGUGUACGGUCAACCCUUGCGUCUACCUGGAGAGUUCUUCGAACCCCUGGAGAAGAUCAACGAUCGUGCCGAUUUUUCGUUGGACCUUCAUCGAGUAAUGGACCAAAUCAGACCAGUCGAAGCUAAACAUCACACCAAAGCGAAAGUGUUCGUAAAUGAAAAAUUGAAGGACUGCACACAUGUAUUUGUACGUUAUGAUGCCGUGAAGAAAUCUCUACAACGACCGUAUGACGGUCCAUUCCGUGUUGUUAGUCGUACAGAUAAGUAUUUGGACGUCAUAGUAAAUCAAAAAGUGCAAAGAAUUUCGAUCGAUCGAGUAAAACCAGCUCACACCGGACCAGAAACCGUAACCAGCUAUCCUGAAAAUAAGAAGACUAUAGUUACACCUACAGGCCACCGCGUAAGGUUCUUGGUGUAACUGGGGGGGCGCUGCGGCGACUGGCACACCCCUGGUAGCCACUCACACUAAGAGAGCAUAAACGACGACGACGAGAGUGAACCAACCAGAUCGAAGUGAGAGUUCGUACCUGUAACAACGCGCUAAAUUCGAAGAUCAAAUAAAUCGUAUUUUGUUAAGUA